AUGUCUCACAAGAUGGACGGACAAGCAGACCAGUGCGCGCGCGCAGAGGGGGCGCUGCUGUGCUCUCUCUUGGCUGCGAGGAAGAAGAGGCCAGCCAAGGAAGAGAGCCUUGAGAAGGAAGAGAAGCAGCCGGAGACGUCGGAUGAUGCGCAGCCAGAGCCUGAUGAUUCCGUGCAGCUGAGUGGAUUUACUGGCGGCAGUGCAAGCUUGAACGGCACUUUCGUGCCCGACGGAAACACCGUGAACGGCAAGCAGGUUUACAGCCAGAGCCAGGGAGAUGCGGGCCUCGAGUGCAUGUGGUACCACAACGGUGCCUGGCGCAUCGGAUCCUACAACUGGUUCAACAGCAAAGAGCUAGGCCGCUGCCACGCUUACGUGAAGACCAGCGCGCAGGAUCUUGGUGACAUUGCACCUUCCGAGACCUGGAUGAGCUGCAUGGGAACGGCGGGUGGAGAUCCAGAUGUGGAUAAAGGCCUCUUCCAGCCGCAGAUGAGUGCGAAAGCGGCGAAGCUGGCACUUGACAGCCUCACACGACGCUCGACAAGCAAGAAGACGUCGCAGGUGCCGGUGGGUGGCAGCACUCGGCUGGAGAACAUUCUUGCAGACCAGUCUUGGCGACAUGACUUCGAGCUGCGCCCGAUGACGCCUCCGAGCAAGGAAAGGGCCCAGUGGCGCUCGCAGGGCAGUGAGGAGGUGGCGAACUCCGAGGCAGCUGACCUGCCCGAGCAGAGCGGCAACGCACAGGCUGUUCGAUGCUGGGCAGUCGGGGACAUCAUGCCGUCCUUUGAACGCAUCGGUUUGCGAGAGGGCGGCCACCAGUUCUUGGCGCAGACUGUAAUGCUGCUGAGCAGCAUUGCAGUCUGUGUCAGCCUGUCUGCGCUCUUCCAUCUCAACGGCAGCGUCUUCCCUUUCGCCACCAAGGUAGCUUUGCCUUGCGCGCUGGUGGCCUUCCUCUUCAAAUAUGGAGAUGUUCACGAAUGGCCAGUCCUUACUGAUAUUCUGUCGCACACGGAGAUGGAUGCCACGGUCUACAACGCAUUCUCAACUCUUCUUGGGAUACUGGUCGUUUUUCGGACUGGGCAAGCCUACGACAGAUUCUGGGAUGGGAGCACUCUGACGCAUCAGAUGCGUGGCGACUGGUUCGAUGCAGCUAGCAGCAUCAUCUCGUUCACCAGGACUUCCAAAGCAGAUGCCAAGAAACUUUGGGAGUUCCGACAGAUAGUGGUGCGCCUCUUCAGCAUGUUGCACGCGCUCAGCCUGGCCGAGCUUGAGGACGACGACGACGAAGAUGAUGACAGAUGGGCGCACCGUCUGCGCCUCAUCGACGGCACUGGUAUUGAUGUGACCUCGCUGAAAGCAUUGAAGAAAGCCGAGUGUAAAGUCGAACUCGUCUUCCAUUGGAUCCAGUCUAUAGUUGUCUGCAGCAUCGAUUGUGGGAUAAUGUCGGCGCCAUCACCCAUCCUUACGCGAGCAUACAGCGAGUUGGCGAGUGGUAUGGUCAAGUUCCACGACUGCCUCAAGAUCGCGCGGAUCGCAGUACCUUUCCCAUAUUCCCAAGCCACGCUGAUGUUACUGGUCAUCCACUGGAUCGUGACACCAUUUGUCAUGGUGCUUGGGACCCAAACUCCAGCGGUCUCCUGCGUCAUCACCUUCAUCACUGUGUUCAUUUUGUGGAGCCUGCAUUCCAUAGCAAUUGAGCUCGAGAACCCGUUUGGUGCAGAUGCCAAUGACUUGGAUGUUCAUGACAUGCAGCAUGACAUGAACAACCGCCUCUUGCUGCUCUUGGACCCGAUCUCGGCGCAGCUGCCACGCCUAUCCGGACAACAUGUUCAGGAUCAUGAAUGCUUGCUUGACAUGGAGAGGGAGCGCGUGAUGCCAGCUUUUGACGCUCUGUGGAAAAACUUGGCAACGGAAGUUGAGCAAGGUGCUGAUAUUAAGCGUGGUCGCCGCAGCCUGGUUCAGCUUCGGCGCGGCUCUUUCGUCGCCAAGAAGUCGAGCAGCCAGGUGUCGCUCACCGAGUAUCAGAAGCGUGUUCAGGAUGUCCUGAGCUCGCCGGAGAAUGCUAAAAAGCCACAGUGGCCAGGCAUUGUGGGUCGCAUCCUGUCCUCAGGUUCGAAGCGAACUGGCAGCAGAGAGGGCAGCAGAACUGGCAGCGAUGCCUCACUGCCGACUCAUGCCAAAGUGGCCAGCAAAAGCACUUUGAGUCCUUCGUCCGUGAGCGGGACUGAGGUUAUGGUGGACUGUUUGUCGAGCGGUCAGCUUGAGUCCGUCAUGGAGUCUGAUGCAGAGCACGACCAGGCUUGUGGGCCGGUCGCGUCGAACUCGCUUUCCAGACCCUCGAGCCGAGGCAAUUUCCGCUCCGAAGGAUCGUCGCCAAGGAAGGCCACCAAGUGGCAGGUGCCCCUCGACUCCGCUCUGGAGGACUCCGAAGGCCAAGGCCGCUCUGCGGUCCUGCAGCAGCCACAGGCAUGCGAGCAGCACCUGCAUAUUGCUUUACACCAUUGA
Molecule: messenger RNA, 2505 nt
Organism: Symbiodinium sp. CCMP2456
Lineage: Eukaryota; Dinophyceae; Suessiales; Symbiodiniaceae
Source: the annotation of a GenBank genome assembly